Molecule: messenger RNA, 2264 nt
Organism: Neocloeon triangulifer
Lineage: Eukaryota; Metazoa; Arthropoda; Insecta; Ephemeroptera; Baetidae
Product: solute carrier family 15 member 2-like
Exons: 14
Coding region: 69-2171 (700 amino acids)
Biological process (GO): transmembrane transport; oligopeptide transport
Cellular component (GO): membrane
Molecular function (GO): dipeptide transmembrane transporter activity
Source: RefSeq, a predicted model, not a curated record
AAAAACCCUUCAGAUUUUGAAUCACACGCGAUGGAGCUGUUUCAAUUUAAUUUAUAUUGUGCUCAAGGAUGACGGCGGGUUCGUCUGCAGACACAGCUGUGAAAAGCGAAUUGAGAUAUCCAAAAUGCGUGUUUCUCAUUGCAUUUUAUGAAUUUUUUGAGCGUUUGUGCCGAAACGGCAUCCGAUCCGUCUUGUCUAUUUAUUUGGUUUACUCACUGGACUUCAGCGAAAACGCUGCGACCACUGUGUACCAUGCCUUCCUCGCCGUCUGCUUUUUCACUCCUAUUAUCGGCGGAAUCGUUGCCGACAGCUGGCUUGGCCGAUUCAAAACAAUCUUUGCUACCUCCUUCAUUUACGUUACGGGCAGUUUGCUUGUGUUAAUGUCGUCGUUUCCGUAUUUUGCCAGUGCUGCAAACGUUCUCACUUUCAUUGGAAUAACCUUGGUUGGUUUCGGAUCUGGGGUGGUUUCUCCCUGCGUCUCGGCCUUUGGCGGGGACCAAUUUGUGCUGCCCGAGCAGGAAAAAUAUCUGCAAAAGUAUUUCUCCGUUUUCUACGUUAUCAUGAGUUUCUCUGGUCUGUUGGCCACAAUCAUGUCUCCACUUUUGAGAUCCGACAUUCAAUGCUUUGGCGAGGACACCUGCUACCCCAUGUCGUUUGGCCUCGCAGCAAUUUUUAUGGUGGUCGCCGUUGUUGUUCUUAGUUUGGGUAUAAAGUCUUACAAACACAAGGCUCCUGAAGGAAACAUUGCCUUGGACGUCACGAAAUGUAUUUCUCAUGGUGUGGCAAUGAAAGUUAAAAACUGGCGACGAAAGGAGAAAAGGGACCACUGGCUUGACUUUGCGGACGAUAAAUUUGAUAAAAAACUAAUCGCAGACACAAAACUGAGUUUCAACAUUCUGACUUUGUUCGUGGCGGCGCCGCCGAUUUUCUGGGCCUUGUACGAUCAGAAGGGAUCUCGCUGGACGUUUCAAGCGACACGAAUGGACUGCGCUCUGGGCGAAUGGAACGUGAAACCUGACCAAAUGCAACUUUGGGGUCCGCUGCUCCUCGUCGUUCUUAUUCCCAUUUUCAAUACCGUCGUUUAUCCGCUCUUCAAAAAAAUGAAAAUUCUACAAAAACCGCUGACAAAAAUGACCGUUGGAGGGAUCCUGGGCGGAGUUGCGUUCGUUUUUUCGGCCGUGGUCGAGCUCACCAUCAAGCCGACCGACGCCGUGAUGCCCUCGCAAGGAGAGGCGCAGCUAAGGCUGUUCAACACCCUGGACUGUCCAAUCGUCAUUUCCUCUGAACCAGGUACGGCUGUUGAAAUCGACCCGUUUGAAAUCAGUCCUCUGGAGGCGUGGCAAAAUUUGCACAUCGCUGCCCAAAGCAACCAAACUUUUCAGAUCAGAGCCCAGCCUGCAAGUUCAUGCAAUCCUGCAUUGCUUGUGCAGGAUUUUAACGUUCACAUUUCUCCGAAUACGGCACAAAGUUAUGCUUUCCACGACGGAUUGGUAUCGGCGCCUCAAUUACAAUUUUCGGAAAAAUUCUUUGAAAGUCCAGAAAAGUCACAAAUCGGAAAUGGGAGAGUUAGGGUUCUGAUGAAUGCUGACUCAACGGGAGAAAUAUCUGUGAACUUUAUUGGCCGAUACAAAUAUACUUUCAUACUGAAUGGCGCAAUUGCAGUUUCUGAAAUCAGUGAACUGGUCGCAGACGAGUACAUAAUUGAACUGAAUGGGGCCACUAUAAGCACGACAAAAAUUAAAACCGGCGGCGUUUACACUUUCAUUGUCAACCAAGCAGUCUCCAGCACUGAGGUGGCCAAAUAUGAAAUCACACCAGAGAAUGCGGUCAAUGUGUUCUGGCUUGUGCCGCAAUAUUUUGCCAUCACCUCGGGAGAGAUUUUAUUUUCCAUUACUGGACUUGAAUUCGCAUUUACUCAGGCGCCCGAGAGCAUGAAGACGGUGAUCGUGGCUGGGUGGCUAAUUGCUGUGGCGUUUGGCAAUAUUAUAGUCAUAAUUGUGGCCGGUGCCCAACUAUUUGAAAAUUUGAUAUGGGAAUACGUCUUUUAUGCGGGGCUUAUGUUCGUGAGCAUAUUUAUUUUUGCUCUGCAGGCGAUGUACUACAAAAACGUGUCUUUAGAUGAACAAGGAACGGAGGAUAAAAGCGACCUCGAAAUUAAGGAAAAAGAGUGAAGCGUGUAAAUUUGUUAUGAUUAAAGAAUUGGCUGUAUUAAAUUUCAACAUGACAGUAAAAAAAUUGAUUGGAAAAAAAAUAAAAAGCCUUAA